Molecule: messenger RNA, 309 nt
Organism: Fusarium poae
Lineage: Eukaryota; Fungi; Ascomycota; Sordariomycetes; Hypocreales; Nectriaceae
Exons: 2
Coding region: 1-309 (102 amino acids)
Source: RefSeq, a predicted model, not a curated record
AUGUCAUCCAACAGACAGGUUGAACGAGGUACGGGUGAAAACGUCUCGCACGCUACCGGCCCAUCCAAGGUUCCUGAGGGUCUGCAAGAGUCCGUUCCUAAGGGUGUUGAGGAAACCCUUCCUGAUUCUAUCCAUCCAACUGGAAACAACCCUGGACAGUCAACCAACAAGUCUCAUGCCAAGGGUGGUGGUAAAGAAUCUGUAGUACCACAGAAACUCCAAGAGAUACUACCAGAGUCGGUCGAGAGAGCUGUGCCCAACGCCAUUCACGACACAGGAGAUGCACCAGUCAUGGGAGACAAGAAAUAG